Colletotrichum godetiae is the source of this 846-nucleotide messenger RNA. RefSeq lists its product as uncharacterized. Bases 1 to 846 code for a protein of 281 amino acids. Lineage: Eukaryota; Fungi; Ascomycota; Sordariomycetes; Glomerellales; Glomerellaceae. The record is from RefSeq and is a predicted model, not a curated record. The transcript is spliced from 2 exons.
AUGCCUCGCACUGAACUCGAAUACCCAAAGGAGCCAUAUGGCACCGUCAAACGAUAUAGCCCGCGUGCAUCCUACGCCCUCCGCACAAUCCACACGAUAAUAAACACAAGCCCAAUCCUCCACGUCUCCUUCAACGACCCUUCCCCUUCCUCCUCCCCCUUCCCCACAAUCCUCCCCAUGCUCGGCCAAAUGGGCUCCUUCGCCCGCCCCUCAGCCGACGAAGGCGACGUCCUAGACCUCUACCUCCACGGCUACGUCUCCUCCCGCCUCAUCAACAUCUCCCGUCAACCCUCCUCCUCUUCCACACCAGAUGCACCCCCUCCCCCUCCAGGCCUCCCCGUCUGCAUAGCAGCAUCCCACCUGGACGGCCUAGUCCUAGCCCUCACCCCCAACGCCCACAGCUACAACUACCGCUCCGCAAUCCUCUACGGCCACGCCACCCUCGUCUCCGACCCGUCAGAGCGGCUCUACGCGAUGCAACUCAUCACAGACGGCGUCGUGCCAGGUCGCUGGGCCGCCACCCGCGUGCCGCCCAACAAGGGCGAGAUGGCGUCCACGAGCGUGCUUAAAGUGCGCAUCGCGACGGGGAGCGCCAAGAUCCGGCAAGGUCCGCCGGGUGAUGACAAGGGGGAUAAAGAGGAUGGGGAGGUUACGGGACGGGUGUGGACUGGGGUUGUGCCGGUGUAUCAGGUUCUCGGAGAGCCUGUUGCGGGGCCGUAUAAUGAGGUGAAGGAGGUUCCUGGGUAUUUGGGGGAGUAUGUGAGGGAGACGAAUGGUAUGACGAGAGAGGCGGCUUUUGAGGCUGCGAAGAAGGUUGUUGUGAAGAAGGGUGGUGAGGGUGAGUGA